AAUGCCCGUACUCUUUAAUCUAUGCACCUGAUGCGCGCGCGUGCAGUUCGUUUCAGUUACAGUUGACCCCACAACGAUAUAAUAUUAUAUAAUAAUAUAGAUACAUAAAUAUUAUAUUUUGUGAUAAACGCCGUUCAUUAAUUCAACGUUUCGAUACGUAGAUCGUUUUUGACCCAACCGCCACCACCACUAUCAUCAUGAAGAGAUCGAUCGCCGUCGUCGUCGCCGGUCGUGGGCUGACGAUACUAUGGGUAUUCGCGACGGCCCAAGUAAUGUGUGAAAGAGCCAUUGAUGAAGAUUCAGAGGUGUACAAAGCGAUCAGCGAGAAUAAGGAAGGAUUGGUAACCCAUAUGAUCACUACUAAAGGACUUGAAAAGGCUUCAAGACAGUUGCAUAUGUCCCCGCUCAGAGUUACUGAUAUAAAUCCAACGGUAGAUGAUGAGGAUGUUACUGCAGCUGAAGAACAACCACGUAAUAUGCACCACCAACGUCUACGUCCAUUAAUGCCUACUUACGUGGUACCGAAUGAGGAAAUACAAUACAAUACCAAAACAAAAAAUGACGGUGAACCAGAAGUAGAGAUGUCACAAGCAAUAAAUGACCUUCCUGAAAUCGGCAACGUUGAGACGAUGGCGACAAGACGUGACGAUGAAAGCGCAUUCGCAAACGACGACGAAGAAAGCAAAACAUUUGGAGACUAUACUUACCGCUCAAAUUUGGUUACCGAACGGCCGAAAUUAAGACGCGUCAGGUCUAAAAAAAGGACUACCAUGGUUUAGUUAUAAGUCCCUACCACAGACAAGCGGAUAUUACUGACAUUUUAUAUAUGAUUAUAAACACAAUAUAAAUAAAUAAAAAAAAACUCCAACUACUUCAA
Rhopalosiphum maidis (corn leaf aphid) is the source of this 877-nucleotide messenger RNA. RefSeq lists its product as uncharacterized. NCBI's taxonomy places the organism in Eukaryota, Metazoa, Arthropoda, Insecta, Hemiptera, Aphididae. Bases 198 to 779 code for a protein of 193 amino acids. The record is from RefSeq and is a predicted model, not a curated record. The transcript has 2 exons.